AUGAUGGGAGAUCACCUUUGCAGCGGGGAAGAUGCAGCACCGGAACAACCUCCGAUGCCAGAUCUUCUGAGUGGCGCGUUUUCUUCGCUGAAGCAAAACGUCCUGGAUAAGUUUUCUCGAGCACCGCCGGCUGUAGACACAUCCGCCGCAAACAGAACAUUUGCGAGACAGGACCAAUUGACGCCGGUCAGCGCUUCGACCGGUUCUCAAACCAUCUCACCCAAGACGCCAACGAACGGGCGGCCCGAUGUUGGUGCCACUGAGGACGACUACUUCACACCAGCGAUAGCAGGCUCACCUCGGCGACCCGGUGGAUAUGGAGAGUUCUCUGCAGAGCCAGAAUCGUAUGAUGUGGACGCGACGUAUGGGACGAGCCCGAACAAGCAGGCGCAGAGCCUGUUGACGAGGAUGAACAGCAUUGCCCCGGGGCCCUUUGAGAUAAGCCGGAGACCGGGAGCGAAGAACGCGUUUGCGCGCACUAGCAGCAGAGACGAGACAGUCGAUUCGGGUGACGACUCUCUGCGGGUAGGGUCUUACACAGACAGGCCGGGGACUGCGGCUUCAGGGUCGUCGGUGAACAGCGCAAGCAUCGCACCACCCAGGAUACCCCGUAACAACGGGUAUGGCGGGUUUGGACCACCCCAAAGGGAGGGUGAGGAUUACGAUCCGCAACCACUUGGUCUCGGCAAACGCUCGGAAACUUUCCCGGACAGACUGCUCAAGUCUAGUAACGAGGAGUACGAUGAUGCACCCGCGCGGAUGCCGUCAGCACCGGGCCCGAGGCCGGAUCGGUUACGGAGGCCAUCGAGCAAGGCUAGCGAACGAAUGACAAUGACGAGUGAACGUUCAAAACGACCGUCUUUCGGACUGCGAGAUACCUCCCGGCCACCACCUCCUCGCAAGAGCCUGAUGCGGCCACCGACACGGGAUGGCAGCGGCAACCUGUCCGUCAACCUUGCAGAUGAGUUUGGCGUGGCCAACCCCUACCACGCGCCUUCUGUGUCGCAAUCAUCCAGCAACUCUGGCUUCAGCCAAACCUCACAGCCCAGCCAUCCGAGCUCGAAUACCAGUCCAGCUCGAUCGACUGGCUCUCGGGUGGGAAGACGGCAACCGUCAGAUACCGCCGGGUUCGAUGCCCUAAUGGACGAUUUGCAGAACUCGAUGGAUGCGAUGCUACCGUUGACGCCCACUGCCCCGUCUGCUCCAGAGAAGGAGAUCGAGACGCUUAAGACCGGCAACCGACGUGGGCCGCCCGAGAGUCUUCGACUGGAUCCGGCCGUACAGGGAGGAGCAGACACGCUACUGGGAUCACCAUUCAAAAUACCGGAAAAGUCGCCGUUGAGAUCGCCGGAGAUGCUGGAUCUCCUUGCAGGGCGUAGCGAUCCCGCCGUACUCGGAGGCCGAAGUCUGUCGCCCCCUCGGGGAUCACACAACCGCCAGCCGUCUCGGAACCAACGCUCGCGUGGGAACUGCAAGGCGUGCAAGGAGCCGAUCACAGGGAAGUCGAUCUCGUCGGCGGACGGCCGACUCACCGGUCGCUACCACAAGGCCUGCUUCGUCUGCACGACGUGCCGGGAACCCUUCUCCUCGUCGACCUUCUACGUCCACGACGACAAGCCGUACUGCGAGCAGCACUACCACAAGCUGAACGGAAGCCUGUGCGGGAGCUGCAACAAGGGCAUCGAGGGGCAGUACCUGGAGGACGAGGCGCCGCAGAAGUACCACCCCGGGUGCUUCCGGUGCGGCGACUGCGGCGUCGUGCUCCGCGACGGGUACUUUGACGUUAAUGGGAAGGCGUACUGCGAGCGGGAUGCGUGGAAGAGGAUGCAGGCACAGCAGACACAAGCACCGGCGCCGACACAAAAGCCGAUUCCGAGCAUACACAUCCCGCAGCCGAGGCCAAGCGUGCGGGAGCCACCGCCGAGAGGACUGCCGUCGAACCCGGCGUCCAAGGUCGGCUCGCUGAACCGACCGUUCGGCCUCCCGACCGGCAACCGCCUCGCGCCGGGCCAGGCCCUGCGCCGCGGCGGUCUAUCGCCGACCAGCCCGCCGCUUCCCAGGAUGGAGAAGCGCAUGACGAGGCUGGGCAUGAUGUGA
Molecule: messenger RNA, 2097 nt
Organism: Anthostomella pinea
Lineage: Eukaryota; Fungi; Ascomycota; Sordariomycetes; Xylariales; Xylariaceae
Source: the annotation of a GenBank genome assembly